CAGCUGACAGUGAGAGUGGGUGAGCAGGUUGGAGUGUGAAGAGUGUGAUUGCGGUUAUUCUCAGGCUACAAUGAGUUUGAUCAGAAUGGGAGCAACGGAAUGCAGUGCCAGCCAGCUCGGUCCGUGGCGCAGAGAGACCUUGAACGACGCAGCUGUGGUCCAGUCUUUGAAAGGUUGCAGAGAAGGCGAGAGAUGAGUUUUUUUAUAUUUACACAUAGUCUGAGUCUUGUUUGUCGUUUUGACAGAAGAAAUACAAUUCAGUAAUCUAACCCAUUGCUCGAAUAAUGCCCGUAUAUCCGUUUUAAUUCGGUUUUCCAAUAAUGCUUUAAAUGAUAUUGGAAGAAAUUGUCGGAUCAUUGAGCUUGUCUCGAACACUGGUUAUUAUUUUCUGUCAGGGAUCUUCCAUUCUCUCCUUUAGGAAUCUCCAGCUUUCAGAUUCCUUCCGUCAGACAGGGAGCACACAGACUAUUUCUUGCUCUCCUACUGAUUGUUGAAAACUCCCGGAACCAGGUUUCACUUUUCGAAUGUCAUGCCCACACCUCGCCAGUCCCUCCUCCUAUGUACAAGCGGCCGCUCAGGCAGUGACAGCUCCGAGCACAGGCCAACCUCGCUCUAUCACACGCACAGAUAUAAGCAGACAUUCGCACAGGACUCGACACUUUAGGAAAUCGCCUCUCAUUCAGUGAAAAAGGGACUGUUUUGGGAGUUGAAACCAGAUCCAGUCGUGAUCAGAUUCUUCCGAUCAGAGUUUUCCCCUCGCUUGGUGCAGCAUGGCUCUGGCGAGAAUUUGGAGACUCUGGAUGGUGCUGGUCUUUGUAUCCGGGAGCCUGAGUCUGGGCUGUGAGAGGCUGCAGUUACAGCAAGUUCUCAACACAGAGACUCUGUGCAAACUGCAUGAAAUGGGAGGUCAUUUUCCGCGACAUUGUAUAAGGCAGAGGUUCUCACUGAAAACUAAGCCCUUGGAUCUGGUGAAACUUUCGGACGGAUUCGAGACUCAGGAAAGGAUUGCGAUUAUCCAUCAAACCCUGCAUCACAUCAACAAGAUCUACAGCAUGAACUUGGGUUCAGUCACUUGGGCCUGGGACAAGGUGGAAAAUUUUCGUCUUCUCCUCGAACAACAGCUCAGAGAGUUUCAAGACUGCAUGAAGAAAUCAGGAUCUGACCACAAGUUGAAGAGAAAUGCUGCCAUUCAACAUUACUUCAGGAACCUGGAAAAGUUUCUCAAACACAAGAAAUUCAGUGACUGUUCCUGGGAAAUAAUCCGUGCUGAGACCAGAGCCCGUUUACAACAGUUGCAUUUCAUUAUGGCACAAGUCAGCAGAAGAAACUGAAAAGAACAUAUUUACUGCAGACCAGAACAAUGAAUAUUUAUUUCAAAGACUUUCCAUUGAAACUAUUUAUUGAUGUUUGUAAGGAUUCUUUUUCUCAUUUGUAGCAAUAGCAACAACGGGAGUGUUGCCAGGACUAUUUAUUUUAAUUCACUGAUAUGUAUUGUUGUGAUGUUUUCUCCCGAUGCAAUGUUGAAGUUUCACUGUGUGUGAAGUCUGUUUUGGAAUAUCAGACUUCCACUUCAGUGAGAUCUGAACCACAUUGACCUUGUCACUUGUGAACUCUUAUUGGCCAAACUUGAAACCCAUCUCAGUUACUCUAAUUUAUUCAUAUUUAUUGACGUGAAGUCUUAAUUUAUUGAAAUGCUACAGUUUAUGCAAUAUGUCAAGUAACUUAAAGAUGUUAAUUUAUUGCUAUUUAUUUGUACGUUGGGGAGUAAACUGUUUUUUAAGCUGGGAAUUUUUAUACUGGAAAAGAACUCAUUUAUAUAAAUAAAUUCGUUUUAACAUUACACAUUUACUAAUUUGAUGUUUAUUUUUGAUUUCUCUCAUUUAACCUUUCGACACGGGGUAUAAAUGCUAUUGAUAUUUCUGUCUUCAGUCUGUUACUCUUGGUGCUCGUCAUCUCCAAUGUUCAUUUUGAACUCACGAUUUGCCCUCACUCCUGAGACCUAUAAAUCCUUUUUCAAUUCCACUGGUCUGAUUUUUGCUGUGUUACGAUUCUUUCGUUGAAUUUUGUAUUCCGGUUCAGCAGCAAAAAUGGACAAAGUUUGUGAUGCUGGGCAGGAAAGGGGAAAACCGGUUGCACGGAGAGAUAAGUGGAAUGGGAGAGUUGAUGUGAAGUUAGAAUAAUGGUUGUAAGAAUACCAGCCG
Molecule: messenger RNA, 2201 nt
Organism: Rhincodon typus (whale shark)
Lineage: Eukaryota; Metazoa; Chordata; Chondrichthyes; Orectolobiformes; Rhincodontidae
Product: interferon alpha-1/13-like
Exons: 4
Coding region: 771-1331 (186 amino acids)
Biological process (GO): defense response
Cellular component (GO): extracellular region
Molecular function (GO): cytokine receptor binding
Source: RefSeq, a predicted model, not a curated record